Molecule: messenger RNA, 2164 nt
Organism: Saitoella complicata NRRL Y-17804
Lineage: Eukaryota; Fungi; Ascomycota; Saitoellomycetes; Saitoellales; Saitoellaceae
Exons: 3
Coding region: 118-2085 (655 amino acids)
Molecular function (GO): protein binding; metal ion binding
Source: RefSeq, a predicted model, not a curated record
ACGGGGUGGUAUCCAUUACACCAUGCCGCUUACCGUGGAGAAGCACAAGUUGUUCGAGAACUGCUGGAAGCUGGAGCCGAGGUCAACGCAGUCGACAAAGAAGCCGAGACGGCGUUGAUGAAAGCCGUGUCCAAGAGCCACCUUGAGGUCGUGAAGGAGUUACUGGGCCGUGGCGCGGAUGUCCGGCACGCGGAUAAGGAUGGAUGGACGGCGUUGCAUAUCGCCGCUUCGAACGGGGAUUUGGAGAUUACGACGGAGUUGACGGAGCAUGAUGUUGUUCUUGGUGCGAAGACGCGGGGGACGGGGUAUACGCCGCUCAUGACUGCUGCUUCGCGAGGACAUCACCAGAUCAUCGCACACCUCCUUUCGCUAUCCUCCGUCCCUGUAAAUGUGACGAAUGCAUUACACGAGUCCGCGUACGAUAUCGCUGCUUCGAGAGCGGAUUUGUAUGCUUGUUCGCUAUUAUCAGCAGCCGGUGAUAACGGCGGAGUCUACGAACCCGUGAUCGUAUGGGAACAUGCACGGUGGUCCUUCACCCAUUCAAAUGCCAAAGCUCUUCGAAUGGGUGACUCGGCGCAUUGGUCCACCACGCUCGCGUCCGAGACGAAAGUCAGGAAAGAGGAGAUUGAGCUCCCGCAACCGCCUACGCCUGAGUCUCCACAGGUCUGGUCAUGGGUAAACGAAUGGAACAUCGAUAAAACCGAUCCGCGGUGCACACCGGAUGGAUGGUUAUUCGCCCCGAACUUCCAAGUAGAAGAAAAUGACUGGACAGGUGGCCUGCCACGAGAAAAGGGCUGGGUCUGCGCACGACGCUGGGUACGGGUGAUGAAACGCCGCGUCGAGGGCGUACCGAACGCAUACAUCGACGCUGCGCAGACUGAGAUUGAGGACAGAGAUAGGAAAGGCGGAUUGAAGGGGUUGUUGAGGGGGUUACGGAAAGAUCGUCUUCGACAGAGUAUGCUAGGUGGAAUGGAUGAUGAGGCGAAUGGGUCGAAUUCGGAAUCGAUAUUUGAUGGGAGGAGUGGGGUUGAGACGCCGCCUACGAGUUUGGAGGAGGUUGCUGCUGCACAGAGGAGUAGAGAUGAGCAUGAGUGUGAGAGUCAGGGCGGCGAGGACAGUGAAGAUGAUGCGGAAGAUGCAGCGCGGUUACGAGAGAUGAUCAUCGAAACAGUCGACGGCGGACAAGGCUCCGGCUCAUCGCAAAACAACCCAUCACAACCACCAGCGCAACGCUCCUCCUCAACCCCCGGCGCCCCACAAUCUUACAUCUCCUCCCACCACCCCUUCCAUCCUCCUCACGGCGCCCACCCCACAACCACCACCCUUGAUGCUUCCGGCCGCCCACCCUGGCAACCCGACGACGAAGCCUCCCGCUGCCCUCUCUGCUCCCGUCCCUUCACUUUCUUCCUCCGUCGCCACCACUGUCGUCUCUGUGGCCGCGUCAUCUGCGAUGACUGUAGUGAUCACCGGAUGGAAGUCUCCCUUGGCCGUGUCGUGCGGGAACCGUGGGCGUUGGAAAUGGAGGGGUUGAUGCAGGCUUUGGGGGAAGAGGGUGCGACGGAGAGGGUGAGGGUCUGUGAUGCGUGUUGGCGGGAUGAGCAGAAUGCGGCUUUGAAUCUGCCGCCGGUGGGGGGCGUUUCGAUGAGUGCGGAGCAGGUCCCGAUUCAAGAGGUGUUAGCGGAGGAUGUGGAUGAGAUGACGUUGGCGGAGGCUGAUGGGAUUGGGGCUGGGGAUGGGGUGGUCUCGAGGCAGGGGAUUGCGGGGGAGGAGAUUGAUGAGGGAUCUCAGUGUCCGAUCUGUGCACGUCCUCUUGUGGGAACGGACGAAGAGAAGGAAGCACAUGUCCGCGACUGUAUCGAGGGGAACAUGUGGGGAAGCCCAUCGCGACGAGGCGGUACGCACAGCGUCUCAGGUCAUCGUUAUCUAGUUUAUAUCUUACGCGAAAACAACCCGAUAGAAGGACAAGAGUGCGUUAUUUGUUUCGAGGAGUUUGAGGUUGGGGAUACGGUUGCGAGGUUGGAGUGUUUGUGUAGUUAUCAUCGGGUAUGCGAUUCUUGUUGCGGAUCGAGUGGUCUCAGCGGCUAACGUGAGAUGUACAGACGUGUAUAAGGCAGUGGUUGGAUACUCAGAAUUCUGGGUGUCCGGUUCAUGCGUUGAGGUCGUG